GAAAAAAGAAAAACCCUGUCUUCUCUCUCCUGUCCUUCCGGAGUCGUCCUCUCUCACUCAUUACAAAGUCUUUUUUCCACAAAACGCACAGACACUGGUCUUCCCCUGUUUGCUAGCUACAGUUUCCAUUCUCCAUUUUUUUCCCCUUUUUGAAAGCUUCUUAUCUCUGUCACUGUUACUGUUCAUUCUGCGCCGCCUCCCUCUGUUUCUUCCUGUAAUCUGGUUUGUUUGCUGUGACAUGGAUGCUCAAGAUCACAAGAAAUCCUCCCAAUCCGAGCAUGAAGGCCGUGGGGUUCAUGUGUGUCAUAAAUGUGGUUGGCCUUUUCCAAAUCCGCAUCCAAGUUCAAAACACAGACGAGCUCACAAGAAGCACUGUGGAAAGAUUGAGGGUUAUAUGAUGAAUGAUUCUGGCUCAGGGCACGGCCCCACUGAUGAUGACCACCUCUCAGAUGAUGAAAUGCAAACCCCAAGCCCCAACAUGGAGAAGGUAGCUGUUAAGGAGCUUGGUAGCAGUGAGGGAACCGGGUUGCUGAGAUCAACGAAAUCGGAAGAUGAAGUUUUCGCCGAUGCAGUCACAGAGUUUUCUGAUAGUGGUUUGAGUCCCGGGGUGGAAGAUCCCCUGGAAAGGGGUGGAAAGCUUCAAAAGAGUGCUGGAAAAGAGCUGGCAUAUGAUCUGGAUGAUAGUCAACAAACCAAGGGUGACGGCACUGCUGGUACUGGGAACACAAGGAACGAGGAGGAGGCUGUUGUAAAUGCAACGACCCAGUUAGAGAAUAAUGAACCUUCAAGUGAUUUCAUAGUUAAGGAAGCUUCAGCUGGUGUUGAUCAAAUUUAUGGCCAGCUGGUUAAAACUUCUGAAGUUGCAUCUGAAAAUAACUUAAAGAGCAUUGACUUGAAUGUUGAUAAACAGGAAGAAAAGGCGUCGAUAUCUUCUGAACUUGAAAGAGAUGUAGAAUUGAAAGAAAGUGUGAUGGAAGUUGAAUGCAGCACUGGACAUGUGGCCCCGGGCAUGUUGGAAACUGAAGGACCCAAACUUGUAUCUGCCACAGAUGAUUUGAAAGAAAAAGGUUCUGAGCAUGUGCUGGACACUGCCGUACCUGAGGAAGACAGAAAAGCUUUAGAUGGUGUAAUUCUGGAACAUAAGUUGCAUGAGGCUGACAUGAAAAAAGUACAUUCUGCAGCAGGUGGUGAAAUUGCUGAACAGGAGCAAGAACUGAGUGCUGAGACCGGAAAUGUGAUCGUGGAACCUGUUCCGUGCAAAGUUUCUACUCUGGGUGAUAUUGAACCAGAGAAAGACCAGACUAUGUUAACUGUGGAGGUUGCAUCUGCCAAAUCUGUUGAUAGUUCUGGUACUUCUCAAGUUGAAGCUGUUAAUACAACAUUAGGAAAUGACCAUUAUAAACAAGGUGAGGAUGACUUCAAGGGCGAAGGCAGUGAAGAAACAUUGUUGGUUUCAAUAUCUGAAGAUUUGCCGGUUACUGAAAAUCCUGAAAUCCUGCUUCAAGAUUUUAAAGACUACAGAGUCCUGAAAUCUACUUUGGAUUUGGGGAACACUGAAGUAACUACUAGGUCCGUGGAAAGUGGUGAGAAGUUACUAUCUGAACCUGAUCCAAGUGCUGUUUCAAGCAUGACCGCUCAUUCAGAGGUUAGUUCUUCUGAAAAUCUUCAGAAAGGAGAUGUUUUAGAGCCUGUUGAAGAGGAAGUUGAUACAUCUGGUUUACAGGGGAUCAAUGAAGAAGGUUCCGGAAGUAAUGCAUUAGAAACACAGCAUAUCGCAAAACCUGAAGUAUCCCAUUUUGGUGAUGACAAAUCAUCACAGAAUGAAUCCACAGUCGAAGUUGAAAAUGGUGCAGAUAUUGUAACGAACAAGAGUGAUCAUGUUACUGCUGAAGGCAGGACAAUUCACUCGAAUAAUAUAUCACAGAAAUAUGAAGAUGGAGUGAUCAUGGAAGCCACUCAGGGACUUGAAAUAGGUAACAACAGUGAAUUAAACUCAAGUGGUGCUGUUGGUGUAGUUUCUGUGGAUUGUCCUGAAAAUGUCGGAGUUGUAUCAGUUGAACUAUCAGAAGCUUCGAUUGACACUAAUGCUCAAAUUUUUACCAGUGCUAUUGGUGGUCUCUCCGAGUCGAAUCCAGAAGGAGAAAAUUUAGUUUCAGAAAAGAUUUCUGAAGAUUCAUUACUUAAUGAGCCAGUACCUAUAUCUGCAGCUUCUGCAAUAUCAGAGGAAAGUUCUGCAGCUGUUGAGGACGUAUAUGUCAAAGAUUCAGCUCCUUCCGAGCCUUCUGUAGCUGAACCGGAUGACAAGCUUACUCUAGUGAAUUCCAGUGUUUCAGCUGUUGAUGACCCUAUUGUUUCAAGCAGCCGAACUGAGAGUUUGGAGGGGAACUGGGGAUCCGUUUCAGGUUUUUACCUUUCUUUUUUUUAGUGCUCAACUGUGGUGAUUUAUUGGAAUCUUUUUUCUAGUUAUAAUAUGAGGCAUCUCUUUAAGUUUUGACUUUCCUGCUGCCUGCAUUACUCACAAAUGGUAUCAAGAUUUAUAAAUUGUGCUUGUGCAUCUGCUGCUUUAGCAAAUUCACUUUGGGAUUGUUUAACUCCAAAUUUUCAAAUGUGCUGCUAAUACAUUAUACUUUUCUCUCUGUGCAAUGUCCUUUGCAACUAAUGUUAGUGAAGGUUGCAUGCUCUUUCUUCUCAUUUGCGCUAAUUAUGAGCUUGCUUGUUGAUGGACUGAACAGUGCUUUCCACCCAGUCAGAUGGGACAACUGUAACUGAUGCUGAUGCCCUGUCAACAGCUGCUCAAGCACCAGAAAAAUCUGCGGAUGCAUCUUCAAAUCAACAGACUGCCACUGAUACAUACCAUAAUGAUAAGUUGGAUGUUUAUGAGCCUCCAUCUUUCUUGUCGUUGGUUGAUUCUCAAUCCAAGCUUAACAAUACAGUUGCAGCUCCUGAAACCAAAACUCUCCCAAAGACUGAACCCUCAAGUUCUGAAGCUGCGCAAGCUGGAUGGAUUCCCUCUCUAACCAACGUGACAAACGAGUCAGAGGGCAGAAAGAAAAAUGAGGAGCUGAUAGCCAAAGUGACCAACUGGAGUUCUGGAAAGCAGCACAGUCCCUUGAAAAAUCUCCUGAAUGAAGCCCAAGCUGAAACAAAACUUAAAACAGCACCAGAAAAACAACUUUCACUCAAGGCUCCCGCAGAUGAAACAGCAUCAAGGAACAAUGGUGCUGGAGUGACUACUGUGAGCUCGAUCAUGGGAUCAGAAACUCCAGUUCAUGAUGCAUCUAAGAGAGAGAUGGAGAAGGAAUGGAACUCUCCAGCGAGAUAUCCAACUGAGAUUAAGAAGGAAAAGAAGAAAAGUAAGCCGUAUUGGGUACCAUUUGUGUGCUGCUCUUCUGUACAUCGCGAUAUGUGAUUCAUCAGUUAAUCGGUUUCAGGCGGAUUGAGAGGCAGUUAAUACUUUAAAUGUUCCCAUCGGACGGUUUUGCAAUUACACUUCUGUACACCUUUUGACUGAAAUUGCAGUAGUGUUUGUGUAGUAUUCCUAGUUGGCCUUAGCCUGUUAUAUAUUCCAGGUACGGAUUGGUUUUGUCCUAGAAAUAUUGCAUCAAUUUCUUGGUGUAUAUAUAAAUUCUUGCGUUCCUUCUUCGAUAAGCAUAAAUUCUGCC
Messenger RNA from Oldenlandia corymbosa var. corymbosa, 3662 nucleotides. Lineage: Eukaryota; Viridiplantae; Streptophyta; Magnoliopsida; Gentianales; Rubiaceae. The record is from the annotation of a GenBank genome assembly.